Messenger RNA from Oxyura jamaicensis (ruddy duck), 818 nucleotides. RefSeq names its product histone H2A type 2-C-like. The record is from RefSeq and is a predicted model, not a curated record. Gene Ontology annotation, cellular component: nucleosome. The coding region runs from base 336 to 725 and encodes 129 amino acids. NCBI's taxonomy places the organism in Eukaryota, Metazoa, Chordata, Aves, Anseriformes, Anatidae. The transcript has a single exon. Gene Ontology annotation, molecular function: structural constituent of chromatin; protein heterodimerization activity; DNA binding.
CACCUCGCCGUGGAGCUUCGCCCCAAACGCUCUCCUCGCUCCACCGCUGAACCCCGCACCCUGGCCCCCGCCGCGCUACCUACCCCCUCUUUAUAACCUCUGGUCGCCGCUCAUCGCUCGUUGAUUGGCUAACGCUCCGCCGCCCCGCCCACCACGAAGAAACGCCGCUCCGAAGCUCCGCCUGCAGUCCCGUCUGCGGAGCUGCUCUCCUAUUGGUCCUCCGUUGAGGAGGCAGUCUAACCAAUGAGAGGGCGCCGUUUCGAUCCGCUGCAGGGUAUAAAAAGGCAGGGCCGGGGCGCGGCGCUUUCAGUCCCGGUGCGAGCAGGGCGCAGGAGAUGUCGGGGCGCGGGAAGCAGGGGGGCAAGGCACGGGCGAAGGCCAAGUCGCGAUCGUCCCGCGCCGGUCUCCAGUUCCCCGUGGGCCGCGUGCAUCGCCUGCUGCGCAAGGGGAACUACGCUGAGCGCGUGGGAGCCGGUGCCCCCGUUUACCUGGCUGCUGUCAUGGAAUAUUUGACAGCUGAGAUCUUGGAGCUGGCGGGCAACGCUGCUCGGGACAACAAGAAGACGCGCAUCAUCCCCCGGCACCUCCAGCUUGCUGUGCGCAAUGAUGAGGAGCUCAACAAGCUGCUGGGGGGUGUCACUAUCGCCCAGGGAGGUGUCCUGCCCAAUAUCCAGGCUGUGCUGCUGCCCAAGAAAACCGAGAGCCACAAGGCUAAGGGCAAGUGAAGCAGCAGCAAGCGGAUUUGUGAAGGAACACAGAUUUUUCUCUCUUCAAACCCAAAGGCUCUUUUAAGAGCCACCCACCACAUCAGGAAAAGA